Molecule: messenger RNA, 4035 nt
Organism: Oikopleura dioica
Lineage: Eukaryota; Metazoa; Chordata; Appendicularia; Copelata; Oikopleuridae
Source: the annotation of a GenBank genome assembly
AUGUCCCGACCUCCUCCUCCUUUUGGAGAUUUGCAGAUGGCUGAAGUCCAGAUAGUGCGACCGGUCGACGCUUAUUUUCCGCCAACACAGGAAAAGGAGGAAGACAUGCCAUCCUCCUCCGCGAUGGGCGAAGAAGGCCAGAUUCACGAACCUGCUGUAGAGGCGUCACGCGGCGCAAACAGCACCGAUAAGGGCAAGAAACGCGCCAAGCCAAGUGCUGAUGCCGAGGGAAGCCCGACCAAGGAGCCAGAUCGCAAACGAACCCUAUUGGGCACGUUUUUCAACAAGGCAAAAACGAAGGGGAAGAAGUCUAGCAUGACCAGCGGCUCCUCUGACGAAGCCGAGGUAUCGCUAAUGGAGGAGGGCCCCUCCACUUCUACCUACGUACCACCAACUUCCGCCUGGGUUGAGAUAUCACCAAAUGGAGUUCUGGGAGGAACGAAGCUGAAUCAGGGCUCAACAAUCCUUCCCGGAAACAACGUUUUCAGCGAGCCGUCCUCACAUUACUCCCGAGUGGAGUGUGAACUCUUGAGCGAGUUGGUGCACGAGGCACUGCUGGAUGCUUACUCCAGAGCAAUGUCACGCUCUCAGCUGCUAGAUUUGCUCUAUCAUUCGGCGGAGCAACUUUCAUACUUGAGCAUGCUCAAAUACCCAACCAUGCAGUGUGUACUUAUGCAGAAGAUGAUUCGACCGUUCUUGCAUCAGGCAAGCAACUCAAAGAUGAAGAUGAGCAAACUUCAACCAAGAGUUGAAAAGAUGGUUGGGUUCAACUCGAAGUACAACCGUGAUUAUGCGUCACACAUGGCUACACUUCCAAUGGACCCUGUCUAUCUCUUAAUGAGAUGUAGAAUUUUGGACACGUCAAAACAAUUGGUGGCGACUCUCAUGCCAGCGGAUCAUAUUGCCGUUGUAGGGGAGCACCGUGUGCGACAGUGUUUGCAUGCAUUGUCACCAGAGGAUUAUGCUCCACCACUCAACGAUUAUGAUGGCGUAGAGCUGCAUCAUUUCAUGGCUCCGCCCACUUACAACAAUUUCCGCCAAGCAUGCGCUAUACCUGCGAGCCAACGCAGCCCGCCUGUUUCUGACGAGGAGGAGGCAGAAGCAUCCUCAAGACCUUCGCGAGUGAGAGCGCGUUACAUGGUUGAAGAGACCGACGAUGGAGACUUGAAGGUUUCACGAAUGGAGUAUAUCGUUGGAAAAGAGGCCGAGCGAGUGAAACGAAGCGUAAGAACAACACAGCAAAAUCGACAACUGCCGACAGGUGAGCAGCCAGCACAAGCUUCAUCGUUGUCAGCGCCAACGCCCGAGGACGAGGAAGGUGUAUCAUCCAGUUCGCCCAACGCCGCGCCUGUAGAGACAACGACGGCAUCUAUGGAAACAGAUCAGACCGAAUCUCAGGCCCCCGAAAUAGAUGGAUCGACUGGGGCCCAGAACUCAGAAGAGGAAGUGAUCAUCGUGACCGAUCCGCUGGAUGCUGCUGCCCAGGAGAAAACCGGAGAGUGCGUGUCUUCCACGGAACUUCCAGCUGGAAAUAAAGAUACGUCAGAAGAUGCAGAAAAGGGGGCUUCAGUGGCUCCCUCGUCGCCACCAGAUGAGACUGUACAGGAGACCGAGACAGAGAUUCCUUCGUUGGAGACAAUAGCGAAUCAAACUGUCUAUCACAAUGAAAAUACUAUUGAUCCGAAUUACGAUACUCUGCUGGACGAUCCACGCCCUGCACCUGUUCCAAUGGAAGAAGAGACAUCGCCCAAAAGUGCAUCACAUGGACGGACAAGUCCUGUUCAAAAGGAUGAAGCAGCUGCUUCAGGAGGGGUUCCAGAGGGCUCGACAAGUCCAGCAUCGGUUCAAGCAGAGCGUCAGGCCACAAGUGGAAUGCCUCGACCUAGCCCAGUAGCUACGCCAACGAAUGGCCAGGAGGAAAUCGAGGUCGAAGAGAUGGCUCACAACGAAGAGCAGGUCCUUGAAGCUGAGGAGCAGAUGGACACCAACGAAGGUCCAGAGAUGGUUCAGCCGAGUAGCGAGGCCACCAUUAUCGUCAUCGAAAGCGACGAUGACGAACAGAAUAUCAAUCCAGCGCCGGCUCCUGCAGUGAAUGUUAAGCAUGAGGAAGGAUCAUCCUCAUCUACUGACCACGACACACCAGAGCCACCUCGGCCGCGGCCGUCGCGACCAGCUACUCGAACCGGAAACGUGCGGCGGGGCAUAAAACGGGCGCAGCGCAAGCAGGAGCCACGCAGCAUGCGAUUACGCCGGUUUCGAGCAAAGGGUGUACGUCCUCCCAAGUUGUCAGACCGCGGUGGAGCAACCAUUUCACCAUACUCGACGGAUUUGACGACGACGUUGGGGGAAGCCGCCCGUGAGAAGAGAGACGGAGGCUUAACAGAUAGCGAAUGUGGACAAAUUCUGAACGAUACCAUUGAGAAGAAUUUGCCUAAGGAGAGCGAAGCAAUGCACAUUGCAACUCAAAUAUACAAGUCCUUGACAUCUGUAAACGAUGUUGUCGAGUUUUUCGAUAAGCGACUGCGAGAGGUGCCCAAGGAUGAGUUACAAUCUUUGAUGCACGCCGCCACUUUGUUCAACCGCCCUUACCGACGAAAUUGUGCCGCUGAUUAUUCCACAACAGUGGACGCUGCUGCUGAGUUCACGUAUAUGACUUUUGCGCACUUGGCCGAGUUGAUGCGCAGAGUUUCAAGAGAGGGACAAGUACGCCCGGUGUUGGACUUCAAAUCAAAAGACGAGGAGAUGAAGAUGCGACAUCAUCGUCAGGCAUCGGUUGGCUUGUCACCAACAGACCUCAACGCUGUCAUCUACCCUGUUGGAAAGGCCGCGAUCGAUCAGAAUGUCGCAAGCCAGCAACGAGUGAUGAUGGACCCCUUCUUUUCCGGCCCAGGAACUUACUAUCAUCUCGUCUUCAGUGACGAGGUCAAAAGAGAUGUUCACAAGGAAUAUCCACGUUACUGUCGCGAGAUAGGGAUACUUUGCGAUAUUCUCCAGCUUUUUGGCGUCCCCGCACGAUUGUCGAUGCCCACUGGGAACGUCAUAGUCGACUUCGCGAACAUCACGGCGACACAGGCCGAUCUAUUUUCAACUUGGCUACAUUAUCUGUUGCUGGCUGAGCCAGAGCACCAAGCCGCUGGAUAUGGGGCCGCUCACAAGCCUGAUACGUUCCCAGGACAGCCGUUUCCAGAGGAGCUGUGCCCCGCCGAUAGACCAGAAUUUGCCGGCUCACCAGACUAUCUGGCUUCGGAUGCCGACGCUAUUUACCAACAGUUCCGACGCCGCGUGAGGGACAGUCCAGUAGUAGCUGAUUACGACUCUGAAUCGCGAAAGCAACUCUUGGCCUUGCAAUGCCGAGAGGAGUUGGCUGGCACGAAAAAUCCUUUCGAGUUCGGCUUGUCCUCCACCGAGGUACAAGACCGGGUUUCACGCUUGAACACCCAUUUGCACGGACUGGAGGCUCGACGGCGACGACGGGUGAUAACACGAUUGUUCCCGGCUGAGAUGCUGCCGACUCCUCAAAACCGGUGUGAGGUGCCAACUUGUAGCGACGUCGACUGCCCGCAGAAUCGAGAGGGAUGGGCGCAGCUUGUUAAGGACAUCGACAGCUUUGUGGAGAGGGAGCGCGAGCCUGCCGAUCUUAAGCCCUUAUGUUACUCCGACGCGCGCCCCUCACGGCAACAGCGGUUCUUCCCUCGAGAUUAUUUUGAUCGAUUAACCGAAGAGGUUGUAAACUCCGUUCCGUUCGGUACUGGCCGCUAUGAGGGAAAUAGUGCUCCACCACUUAUGGAGCAUCUCCUCUCACGUGAGUGGCAAUUGACGGACGUGGUCGCACUCUGUACACUCUACUGUCGACGAGUUUACAGUAUUUACCAGAACAGCGGCGGGAAGCGACGAUCCGUUACGACAUAUCCAGAGUGCCAGGUACCACUCUGUUUCUACGAUUUGGAACGAAAGCGACUACUGUCUCUGAGACAUCAUCUGCCAACAACAUUGUCCGAAUCGUACCUUGGUCGCGCUUGCUUUCCAAAGAAUUAG